UCUUUAUCCUCCUAAAGGAGCAAAACCUUGUCUCUGUUCUGCUUAAACCCAACUAAAAUUGAUGUACUAAAAACCCAAGAACUAUUUUGGAAUUUAUCCAUUCGGAAAAUGGCGUCUGUUACUCCUUCCUGGCGCUAUCAAGAUGGAGGAUUAAGAAGGAUAGUUUCAGUAGACGGGGGCGUCACCAAGAAUCUCAAGCUUCCUUUUGCAGGUCCAUUUUCUUCCCCAAUGUCAAAUUUUAGAGUUGUAACCAUCUCUCCGUUAAAGAGGGACCCUUUACUUCAUCGAAUAAGGUGCGAGAAAGAUGAUAAACAGAGCCCUAUCGAGCAUAUAUCAGUUGAGCGUUAUCCGUAUCAUAGCUAUAUGGACUCCACUUCCGGUCAGAUGGAGCCAGCUUCUGGUGCUCGUGCGAGCAUUCCAGGGGAAGAGUACUGGCCGGAAGGCACAUCAAGUCGAGUAAGGGCUGCACGGGCUCCUGAGCCAACGGGCGAGUCAACUGGAAAGCCAUCUUUCGGGAAAAACCCUGGAAGUAGGAGGAAAAGGAAUAAGUCUUCGUUUUCUGCAUCUCAGUCUUCAGAGACGACGAAUGUAGCUGUGAAUGAUCAAGUGGAAGCUGAAACUCAAGAGGAUUCGCUUGAUGAACAAAAAGAUCAGUCGUCUGGAUAUGUUGUCUAUCAGACAGAACCCACGGGAGAUGAGUUGAGUAGCUAUGAACUUGACAAGAAGAUUGGAAAUCCUCACCCCUUUAUUGAUCCGGAGGUGAAGAAACCGAUUGACGAUCCUCUUACAAGUGAUGAACUGUGGUGGAACUGGAGAAAGACUGAUAAGGAACAAUGGUCGAGGUGGCAAAGGAGGCGACCGGAUGUUGAGACAGUGUUUCUCAAGGCCAUGGCAGAGACUGGGCAAAUUAAGCUUUAUGGUGAAGAACCGACCCUCACUGAAUGCGCUCUUUUCAGAGCUAGACGUCAUAUUUAUAAAGAAGAGAGGCUUCAGCAAGAAAAUGAAAGGCUGCAAACACUAGGCCCCAUAGCUUACUAUUCAGAAUGGGUCGAAGCUUGGAAAAAAGACACCUCACGGGAAGCAGUGCAGAAGCAUUUUGAAGAGACUGGUGAAGACGAGACCACACAACUAAUUGAGAUGUUCACAUAUCAAACAGAUCGAGAGUACCGCAUCAUGAUGGGUACUGAUGUCCGUAUUCCCCGAGAUCCACUAGCAAUGCGCAUGCGGGAGGAUCAAAUAAAGCAAAUAUGGGGUGGAGAUCCUGUUUACCCAACUAUCAACUACAUUCAGGAUCCGAACGAGGUGAUUGAUUACAGGGGUCCAGAUUUUCACGAACCGACUCCAAACAUGCUUGAUUAUCUAAAAGAGCAUGGAAAAAUUAUAACAAGAGAGGAAAUGGACGAAAUCCUAGCCAAGGAGAAGAAUGAAGUAGUCGAGAUGGCAGACAUGGAUGAUGCUAUGGCGCAAGCAGUCGACAUAGGAGAAAAUGAUGACGAAGGAGAGGACAGCGAAGAUGAAGUGGAAGACAAAGAAGAUGAGAAAGUUACACGCAAUUGGAGCAUCGUAAAAAGCAACAACGAACUGCUCAAGCCAAAAUCGCAGGCGAAGCCCAAAAAGAAAAUUGAAACUCUGGAAGAAGCUGUAGAUGAUUCCGAGAACUUGACAGACUUUCUUUUAGACUUCGAUCAAGAGGAUUAGUUUGCCUCUUAUGUCAUGGUUGAGUGAGUUUCAGGGUGGAGACGAGAGCGAACUCCUCUGAAACUGCUGAAGACAUGCAUUCGACUUAGAUUCUUUCAGUGAAUGCUGCUAUUGUGACACUGAGGGGAGAGCUAUGAGAGAUAGCUCAUGGCGAAGGCGAAGGCGAACGAGCGAAUUUGCACUGUCAUUUUUUAUGAUAAGUUACAAGUAAGAAAAUGCCAAGUAUGAACUAUCUCAAUUGGUGUUGGAUUUUAGAUGUGUAUAUAAUGUUGUUGUUUCAACCAGAUUUUAUAUAUUGUGCAACAUGUAAUUCUUGGAUAUACCAUCAUUUCUAAAUUAUUUGUCUA
Salvia hispanica is the source of this 2045-nucleotide messenger RNA. RefSeq names its product plastid transcriptionally active 12 (gene PTAC12). Gene Ontology annotation, cellular component: chloroplast; nucleus. NCBI's taxonomy places the organism in Eukaryota, Viridiplantae, Streptophyta, Magnoliopsida, Lamiales, Lamiaceae. Gene Ontology annotation, biological process: positive regulation of red or far-red light signaling pathway; plastid transcription; response to light stimulus. The record is from RefSeq and is a predicted model, not a curated record.